CGAGGCAUGAAGAGGAGGAACCACCCCGGCGGGCGGGCUGAGGCGGGUUCGGGCCCUCUGCGGCUGCGGACCGGCCGCCCCAUGCGGGCUCCGUCCCCCGCGGCCGCUCGCCGCCGCUGCCGCCCGCGCCGGGAUGGAGGCGCCGGGCAGCCGCCGGCGGCAGCUCCCCGUCCUGCUGCUCUGGGUUAAUGGUCUAAUGACGCUUGGAUUCGCAGGUGCACGUCAACAGACUGAGCUCUGCAAUGAAUCUCUCAUGUUAGAAAAGUUGCCUGCCUGUGGAAAAUCCUUUGAAGAGAUGAUGAAGAAAGUGGACUCAAAAAAGUGGUGCAACCUUACAGAAUUUAUCAUGUAUUAUGACAACUUUACCCAGUGCACAGAACGUGAAGCCAACAAUGCAAGUUGCUUUUGGCCAAACCCCCUUGCAGAAGGCUUUAUCACUGGAAUUCAUAAACAAUUCUUUUCAAACUGUACUUCAGAAAAGGUUCACUGGGAAGAUCCACCAGAUGAAAUUCUCAUAACACUGAUCUUGAUCCCAGUCAUGUUGACAUGUGCCAUGAUAACACUGGUAGUAUGGUGCAGCAAAAGAAGUGAUAUCUUAGUGUAAGUUCUUCCUCUGGGCUUUCUUUUCUUCAUUUCUUUCUUCCCUAAACACUAAGAAAGGAGGAUGAAGAGAGAAACAUGGCAUAAAGAUUUCAGAUCUGCUGAAAUGGAACCAGUGAGAUACUGAGCUGCUCCUGUGGAAUGAAGAGCUGCUGCUGCUGCUGCAUCACUGCUUCUCUCUUGACCAUGAGUAUUGCUGGUAGAAAACUACUUCCAUCAAGGCUCAUCAGCAUGGAAUUCACAGGCAGCUCCCAGAAACAGGAGAGUUCCCAGGCAAAUGGACCUCUUGUCUGCAAAAGGAGUUGCUUUCCUGUUGUUUUCCUGUGGGCAAAGGUGACUGGUAAAGUUUUGCAAAGCUGUGUGUGUAUAAUACUGACCAGGGGGGAAAUGAUAUCUCUUGAGGUUUUGUGCAGGACACUCAAGGUUUUCAUCUGUGAACUCUGUGACUUGGAGAGAUCCUUGGCACAGGUACUAAUUAUGGAUAUAACCAGGUGGCAGCUUUUCUUAACAGCUAGUCAAAAUCAUCAUUAUCAAAACUGGGAAGGAUUGUUCUGGCAAAGAAACAGCUCCUGUGUCCGGUGAUUAUCUGUACAGGGAAAUUAUCCUGCCACAUUAUAAAAUGGUUUAUAAAAUUUCUUUAAGCGUGGCUGCUUGGAAUUGUAUGUCUCACAAACAAACUUUGGGAGGAUACAAGUCCUACUUUACAGAGCUGGAAAACAUGAGAGAAAAUUGGUUGAUUAUAAAUAUACUAAGGAGUAAUGAAGAAACUUUCAUACACCAGACUCUUUAUUUUUCCUCUUUUAUAAUUAUUAGUCUUGAUGACUUGUGUUCACUGUAUACUCCCCACUCUUGCUCCAAUUUGUGCAAGUGAUAUAGUACAAAUAAAUAUAAAGGUGUCAUGUUGAUUGAGAUGCCUUUCAGAGUAUCAUACAUAAAUAAUUCUUUGUCCUGUGUAGAGUGUGGGAACUAAAGUAUGAACAUAAAAACUUGGAAUAGAAGUAGGAAGAAAGAGAAAAAUUCAACUCAGAAAUCUUGUUCUAUAAAGUUAAGUAAUACUUGAAAUAAAGAUCAUAUGCUCAAAACAAAAGAACUUCCCUGUGUUGCAAACCUUCUUUUCUCAACCUUUCAGUGGCUCUCAUGCCUUUCAGUCCAAUGUUCUGUGACAAGUGUGCAAGGUCUGUUACAAGUGACUUUUCAUUUUUCCAUACCUUAUGCACACAAAUAAAAUACAGUUGAAUAGCUGAGUAAUUGUGUUUUAUAUAAUUUAUAGUUAGAUCUUCUCCUUUAAGGUUCUGGCUCCAUGUUUGGGACUUAGGUCUUUGAAUAUGAAAAGCAUUUCCAUGCUUGAAUCAAAUUAGAAGUGCUCAAUAUACUAGAUUAUUUAUCUACAUAUAUUGUGUAUACAUAAAUAAAUAACCCUUAUAAGUUGUA
Messenger RNA from Pyrgilauda ruficollis (rufous-necked snowfinch), 2031 nucleotides. It is a transcript of the gene RAMP3, whose product is annotated as receptor activity modifying protein 3. The transcript has 4 exons. Gene Ontology annotation, molecular function: coreceptor activity. The record is from RefSeq and is a predicted model, not a curated record. Lineage: Eukaryota; Metazoa; Chordata; Aves; Passeriformes; Passeridae. Gene Ontology annotation, biological process: cellular response to hormone stimulus; receptor internalization; intracellular protein transport. The coding region runs from base 134 to 604 and encodes 156 amino acids. Gene Ontology annotation, cellular component: cell surface; membrane; signaling receptor complex.